Molecule: messenger RNA, 4524 nt
Organism: Mizuhopecten yessoensis (Yesso scallop)
Lineage: Eukaryota; Metazoa; Mollusca; Bivalvia; Pectinida; Pectinidae
Product: hillarin-like
Exons: 9
Coding region: 187-2394 (735 amino acids)
Source: RefSeq, a predicted model, not a curated record
UUGCCAUUCAGGCAGGUUUAUAUCAAUCUGAAAUAUAGUUUACCAUGUUGAGGUUAUAGCGUCCAUUAUUUAACAUAUACGCAGUAAGAAGGAUGAUUUUGUAUUGCGCAGUAUUUUGGGAGCUAUGACGUAACGAAAGUGUUUAUACGCCUGUUACCGUGAGAGCGUUGGGAUAAAGCUUGUGUCAUGGGGUGUGGCCAGAGUGUGCGGGUCAAUCUCCGGACAAAAAAGGACGACCCAAAGUCAAAAACAAUAGCCGACCCCGUGAUACAAUACGGGACAUACCAGUUCAAUAGAAACAGUAUAUUCGUGGAGACCCAUAGUCUGUACGUGGUGGACCCCAGUCCCCUAGAGUUCUUUCCCCCUCCCCAUGUACCUCCCACCAGUAAAUCGGAGAUUUUCAAUGAAGAGGAAUAUGAGCAUCUUGAUAAACGAGCGAUGAAGGUUCCCAAUGAAAAGAAGAAGGGAACUCUAAUCAAGCUCGUCAAGUAUCUUAUCAAACCUUGCAAGGAUGAUGUUGGGAAAGUUCGUGUUUUGUUCACGUGGUUGUGCGCCCAGAACAUGGAUAAAAUGGUUGUCCCCAUGCAGCCACCGAAAGAGAAUUCAGUCGUCUAUUAUCUUACACGUCUCAAAGUCAAGAAAAACAACUAUGCUCAGAUGUUCAGCUUUCUUUGCAGAAUCAUCAACAUACCAUGCAUCUGUAUCCAUGGUUACCUGAAAGGAAGUACGUACCAAAUAGGUCAGUCUGUGGAGAAAAAUAAGGCUGCCUUAUACGGAGAGUGGAACGCGGUUCUCAUUGACAACACAUGGCGUCUCAUUAACCCGUACUGGGCCGCAUGCGCAGUGGGAACGGAAGUUAGUGAAAAUGUAGACAGAACAUUCAAGGUUGAUGAAACCUACUUCCUUCCUGAUCCGGAGCAGCUAGUGAACUCUCAUUUUCCAGAAGAACCCAGUUGGCAGCUUGUGGAUAGACCAGUAAGUAUUCAUGGAUUCGAAAGGAAAGCUUUCGUUAAAGAGAGAUUCUUCGAGCUGGGCAUGAGACUGCUGACGCAUUCUUUAUGUGAGCUACAAACAGACUCGGGGGACAUAGAACUGACCUUCGGAAUACCUGAGCACAAGAAAAUGGAUAUCCAAUUAAACUGUCUCAUCUUCAGAGCUGACUUUAAUGAUUGGCACCUUCAGGAAGACAGUCGAUUCCAACACGACAUGAUUUACAACCCGAAUGACAAUUCCGUUGCUAUUCGAAUUCGAUUUCCGCGAAAAGGUACAUACAAAUUGGAAAUAGUCGGGAAAGACCGAACCAUCGAAGAAGAUGGUUACGAUUUUGAUUGGGUAGCAGUUUAUAAGAUCCGAGUUAAUGGAUUCCCGAAGAAGUACCAGGCGUUCCCGAAAGUAGGAGACUCUGGUUGGGGGAACAAUCCCCGGAUUGAGGAGAAUGGAUUAGCGGCGCUGUCACAUCCUCAUGCCGUUAUCCUUGCGGAGGGAGACAUGACUCUGAUAGCGUUCGGCAUUGAGGAAGACUCGGCUAAAGGUUUGGACCUCCGGUACCGCCUGACGGACGUAAACAAGAGCCUAGAUGCCCUUCCCCUGGAGAAAACGGGAGUGACUGAGGAAGAGGACCAAUAUAUCAUUGAGGUGCGUCCUCCCCAGGGCGACGAGGCGGCGCUGGUUGUCUACAUACUAACAGAAGAGGGCGAGCAGAUCAACAUUUGUAACAAUCUCAUUGUCGGCGUCGAUGCCGCCAGCGUCAACUUAGCGGAGGACAUCGCAAAUGUGAAAUCACAGCUUCAGGCAGCAAUAGAUGACCUUCACCUUGCAGCAUUAGAUCGUGCAGUGGAUCUUGUCAACAUAAAAGAGUACGAGGAACCGAUGCAGCGUGAAAUGAACAUCGCACGUGAUCUUAUUACACGCUUUACAAACCUACACGUUCAGAAACAUGACGUGCUGGCCAUUCCAAACUCGACCAUUACCGAAAUUUGUAGUAACCCGGUGUUAGACGAAGUGCAUGAGGUCAUCAAGGCUAUGCUACUGUUGCUUGGAGACUAUGAAGAAAUAACCACGAUUUGGACGAAUGCGAUUGAAAUCCUAUCGAGGAAAGAGACGCAAUCACUGAGAAACAGAAUCAACACUUUCAACAUUCUCAAGCUGGACAUGGAUAUCACACUUGGUGCCAACAAACUGAUAUCGAGGCUUGACCUUGAGAAAAUCACCACCAACUGUCCUGCAGCUGGACAUAUGUAUAUGUGGGUAAAAGGGAUCGUAGAAGAAAACAUGAAGAGGAGGCCAGAUGAGGUCAAGAAAACUAUCCCAAGAACCCACGAAUUGGGUGGCCCCGGGGCUCCCAUAUUUAAAAUUAAGGAGAUCGCCGGCAAAGUCCCGAUCAGCGAAAUUUGACGAGACCUCAGGAGAAAUGUAUUGACGUGGACGGACUGUACAUUGCAAUGUUGUAAUGCGGAACUUAUUCAUCCAAGAAUGUCUAUUUUAUCAAAAAAAUAAAUGCUAACAUUUUUAAACCUGUGUAUAACGCAUAUCUAAACCGGUGAUGUCCGCUUCAGCUACAUCUCGUUUGCUGUCACAUCUGUUUUGAAUAUGGGUACGAUUUCACGUGAAAUAUACCGGCUUCUGUGCUUCUGUUUAUCGAUCCUCGUACCAUUGCACAAAAGCGUAGCUAUCCAUUAGAAACUGUUUUUUGGCAUGACUAUAGCUUCAUAAAACAUUUCUGGAAAGAAAGCGAAACCUUGCCGGACUUUGAAAAAAUCGAUGAUGAAAUAAACAAAUAUGAUCAACAGAAGUGUUAACAACUUCCGGGGCUGGACCCUGUGUCGAACACUGGCCACAGCGGCGGAUCCAGAGAGACUUAUCUGUGUUUCCGGUGAUUAUUUGUUUUGAGAUUUCCGCUGAGAUCCAUUUUUCAACAGCGUUCGUUUUUCCUGAUACAUGCGCCUCUACGUAUUUCGUAUACUUAUGCUGACAGAUGCACCCAUUGUGCAUUGUAAAUUAAGUCGUCGCUUUAUCCAUUCUUAAUCAAGCAGUCAUGAACGUCAGUAUUAGACUUCUGGUGUAAAAUUUAAUAUUAAUAUAUUGGACAGUAUUGUUACGCAUAUCAAGUAUAUACAUUUGAUUAUUUAAAGGACGCACUCUAUUAUGAUUUAAGAAGAUUAGACAUAGGGAUAGCUCUAUCGGUAUUCAUGCAAUAUCCAUGUAACCGAUUCGUGUUCCUACCAAUUUAAGUAUCUUAAUUUUCAAUUUCUAGUGGUAAAAGAUAAAAGUCUGUAAAUUCCAAAAUGUUUGAGGUAUAACUUUGAAGUAUUGUUGGUACUAAUGAAAAACUUAAAACAGCUUCAUUUCCCCAAUAUGUUUGCUGCUUAUGGCAUUCUCAUAUUACUCAAGGCGGGAUGAGAAGCAUACUCAUAACACUGAUCGAGAUGUGCUCUUAAUCAUAAAAGCGAUAUUUCUCUUUGUAAUAUCUAUCCAUUCAUUGCCAUGUACAUUUUUAUUCCAAUUGAGCAUGUGCAUUUCAAAACCCUCUCCAUAUUGAAUAAUUAAACUGCUUUAUCUGAUGUUUGACUAAGUUUCCGUCCUAUUUUGACUUGUACACACAAUAUUGAUGUCCUCAAACUCUUGAGUAAGGCAAUAUGCUAAUAUAAUGUUAUUCACGUUAUGUUAACAUUCAGAAGGCAUAUGAAGUAAAUCUUCAAAAUGUUAGUGAUAGCUUGCCCGCUGUCAGUGCAUACUCAAUAACCGCUACAUUUGUUAUGUAAUUUUGCAAUCAUCCCAAGGCAUGUCGCCGGCAUGGCAUUUUGUUCUCACAAUGUAGGCCCCAGACAUAAAACCAAGGGCACUUCACCUAAUGCUGUACAACUUCCCGACAUCGCUGAGGCAAGGCAUCCUGCUUUUUGUUGAAUAUCUUGUUCAGUCAUCAGUAUUGAACAUAAUUCUCAAAUGAGUAAUAUUUGCUCUCUGUGUUUGAUUGUAGUUUAUGCAGCGUGGCAUCGCUUGCACUUGUUUGAGUUUAUUUUUGCAUAGCCUAAACAUAAAAUUACAACCCGCCUACUACAUUGUACCAUGUACAAAGACUGUUAUCUGAUGCGAGAGUAGGCUCGUACAAGUCCGGUUCGGGACGUUGUAGUAUAGUGAACUGUUAUGGUCUUUUCCAAUUUACCAUUGUUUUGGAAUCAGCAUUGACGAAACAUCAUUAUAUGUCAAAAUAACAGUGCGAUUUACUUUUCGUUAUUUCGUUUGCAUACAAAAACGAUCAUUUUAAUAUAAAAAUGUAUAACAUAUCCUUUAAAAAGUUAACCUUCAUUAACGCAACCGACCGUUUUAUUGUCUGGUUUUUCUUAAUAUUAAAACUGAUAAUAUGGAGGCAUUAUUGAUUGUAAAAAUUACCUACAUGCACAAUUUACCUGAACAAGUCGGAAUGAUAUGACUUUGCGAUUUCUCCAAAGCAAAAUAUGCUUAAGGUCGAAUGAGUGUAUUGAUAAACGGAAAUAGGAAGUACAUCCCUAGUUGAAAAUCCAAUGU